This is a messenger RNA of Closterium sp. Yama58-4, 594 nucleotides long. Lineage: Eukaryota; Viridiplantae; Streptophyta; Zygnematophyceae; Desmidiales; Closteriaceae. The record is from the annotation of a GenBank genome assembly.
AUGCUCGGACCAGACGAUGGCGGCUUCUCCUUCUUUGGAGGAGCCAGCAGCACCGCCACCGCAACCAGCACCAGGGUUACUGAACCUACUGCCGCCUCACUCCACCCAUUCGCCGCCUUCUCCACCCCCAAACAACCUCCCGCCACGAAACUCAAUGGCACCGCAUCCAACACCUCUCCACCGACCACAACUUCGCACCCUUUUCGACCGCCUGGGAAGAGCCAACCAAACACCUCCACGUCACCUCUUCCCUCCCCUCCCAUGGUAGCUGUUGCGUCCCAGCACUGCUCUCUUUCUCUCCCGUCUCCCAGGCUACCGCAUGCAGCACCAGGGGGCUAUACGCAUGGCAGAGGCUACCGCAUGCAGCACCAAGGGGCUAUAAGGAUGGCAGAGGUGAGGCGGCACAAGAGGGAGGACGAUGCCUGGACCGUGGUGCGAGGCAGGGUCUACAACAUCACGCCCUACCUCGACUUCCACCCGGGAGGGAAGGAGAUGCUAAUGAAGGGCGCAGGCAAGGACUGCACAGCGCUCUUCAGUACGCUCACUUUACCACCACCCACCCACUCGUCCUCUUCAGCUCCUGGCAUUCAGUAA